Arabidopsis arenosa is the source of this 3418-nucleotide messenger RNA. NCBI's taxonomy places the organism in Eukaryota, Viridiplantae, Streptophyta, Magnoliopsida, Brassicales, Brassicaceae. The record is from the annotation of a GenBank genome assembly.
CAGAAAGCUUCCAAAAGCUUUAGCCAACAAAAAAUGGCAGAACUUGUUCCUUAUUACACUCCAGGGAUCGUACUUGUACUUCAAACCAUUCUUUUCUUCUCGAUCGCACGUGCCGAUUUACCAGGCACGUGGGAACUCAUUGUACAAGACGCCGGUAUAGCUUCUAUGCACACGGCGGUGACCCGGUUCAACACGGUCAUCCUUCUAGAUCGAACAAACAUCGGACCGUCGAGAAAGGCUCUUGACCGGCACCGGUGCCGGAGAGACCCAAAAGACGCAGCUCUGAAGCACGAUUGCUAUGCUCACUCGGUUCUGUUCGACCUUGGUACAAAUCAGAUCAGACCAUUGAUGAUACAAACCGACACGUGGUGCUCGUCGGGUCAGUUUUUAUCCGAUGGAUCGUUGCUUCAAACGGGUGGGGAUAAAGACGGGUUUAAAAAGAUCCGAAAAUUCGAACCGUGUGACCCGAACGAGACGUGCGAUUGGGUGGAGCUUCAAGAUACCGAAUUGAUAACCGGACGCUGGUACGCUACUAACCAGAUAUUACCGGAUGGUUCGGUUAUCAUCGUCGGUGGCAGAGGAACCAAUACCGUUGAGUAUUACCCUCCACGCCAAAACGGUGCCGUUCCGUUUCAGUUUCUUGCUGACGUGGAAGACAAACAAAUGGAUAAUCUCUAUCCGUACAUUCAUCUCCUCCCCGACGACGACGGCGGCAACCUCUUCGUCUUCGCUAACAGUCGCGCCGUUAAAUACGAUCACCGGAUAAACACCGUCGUGAAAGAGUAUCCACCGUUAGAAGGUGGUCCGAGGAAUUAUCCGUCAGGUGGAUCAUCGGCGAUGCUAGCGAUCCAAGGAGAUUUCACCACGGCGGAGAUACUAAUUUGCGGCGGAGCUCAAUCCGGGGCCUUCACAGCGCGUGCAAUUGACGCUCCGGCGCAUGGAACCUGCGGACGAAUCGUAGCUACCGCGGUGGAUCCCGUUUGGGUGACGGAGGAGAUGCCGUUCGGGAGAAUCAUGGGAGAUAUGGUGAAUUUACCGACGGGAGAGAUUCUGAUCAUAAACGGAGCUCAAGCCGGUAGCCAAGGAUUCGAAAUGGGAUCCGAUCCGUGUUUAUACCCGCUAUUAUACCGACCCGAUCAACCAAUUGGUUUACGAUUCAUGACACUGAAUCCAGGAACUGUACCGAGAAUGUAUCAUUCCACGGCGAAUCUAUUACCGGACGGUAGAAUUCUUCUCGCCGGAAGUAACCCUCACUAUUUCUACAAAUUCAACGCCGAAUUCCCAACAGAGCUACGGAUCGAAGCGUUUUCGCCGGAGUAUCUUUCGCCGGAUCGAGCUAAUCUCCGGCCUGAGAUCCGAGAAAUCCCGCAGAUCGUACGGUACGGAGAGGUCUUCGACGUGUUCGUGACGGUGCCGUUGCCGGUGGUGGAGAUUAUACAGAUGAAUUGGGGAAGUGCGCCUUUUGCGACUCAUUCGUUUUCUCAAGGUCAACGGCUCGUUAAGUUGACCGUUGCUCCGUCUGUGCCUGACGGGGUUGGUCGUUAUAGGAUUCAGUGUACGGCUCCACCUAACGGCGCCGUUUCUCCGCCUGGGUAUUAUAUGGCCUUCGCCGUUAACCAGGGAGUUCCUAGCAUUGCUCGCUGGAUUCGUAUAGAGCAUCAAAUUCCGCCGGAGGUGCCUGGAGAAAAGAUCAGCAAGAAAGCGGCGAAGAAGGAAGCCGCGAAGCUAGAGAAGUUACGCCGCCGGCAGGAACAAGAGAAGUUACGCAGCCGGCAGGAACAAGAGGAAGCCACUCGUAAGACAGCUUCAAAGUCUCUGGAAGAAGAUGACGAGUUUUCAACCGGAAUAUGGAGAGAGGCUGUUGAAGGGAAGAGGUGGACUGAAGUGAGCAAUUUGGUGGAAGAAAUAGCGGGAUCUGAGGUUUUGAUCAGAGGCCGAGUUCACACGUAUCGCGUACAACCUAGCAUAGUGUUUGUGAUCUUGAGGCAAAGUGGAUUCACUGUUCAGUGCGUGGCCAAGCAAUCGGAGGAGACCAACUUUAGCGUCAACAUGAUUAAAUACCUCGAGAAGCUGAGUUGCGAAUCCAUGGUCGAUGUCAUCGGUGUCGUCGUUCUCCCCAAAGACCCUGUAAAGGGAACUACGCAGCAGGUUGAAAUUCAGGUGAGAAAGCUGUAUUGCGUCAACAAAUCCUUGACAAGAUUACCAUUUAGUGUGGAGGAUGCUGCCCGAAGUGAAGUAGAUAUAAAAAAAUAUCUUGAGACUGGAAGACGAGCUGGUCGUGUCAAUCAGGAUACACGUUUGAAUCAUAGGGUGAUUGACCUCAGAACACCGGCUAAUCAAGCCAUCGUCGCCCUUAAGUCCAAACUCGUAAAUUUUUUCAGUGAAAAUUUGCUAUCCAAGGAUUUUGUUAAUAUCUUCACACCGAAACUCCUGGCCGGUAGUAGUGAAGGAGGUUCUGCUGUAUUUAGGUUGGAAUACCAAGGACAGCCUGCUUGUCUAGCUCAGUCUCCCCAGCUUCACAAGCAAAUGGCAAUAUGUGGUGACUUGCGACGCGUCUUUGAGAUAGGUCCUGUUUUCAGAGCAGAAAAGUCGUUCUCUCAUAGACAUCUGUGUGAAUUUGUGGGUCUUGAUGUGGAGAUGGAGAUUGAUAAACACUAUUCUGAGAUAAUGGACCUUGUGGACGAGUUAUUUGUGUCUAUAUUCACUAGUUUGAAUAGCAAGUGCAAAAAGGAACUUGAAGCUAUUGGAAAGCAAUAUCCAUUUCAACCUUUGAUGUUUCUUGAAAAGACAUUGAGGUUAACGUUUGAAGAAGGGGUUCAAAUGCUUAAGGAAGCUGGUGUGGAGAUUGAUCCUCUUGGCGAUUUAAACACUGAAUCUGAGAGAAAACUUGGCCAACUUGUACUGGAAAAGUACAACACUGAGUUCUAUAUUCUGCAUCGGUUUCCUACGGCAGUUAGGCCUUUCUACACUAUGACUUGUGUUGAUAAUCCUCUUUACAGCAACUCCUUUGAUGUCUUCAUCAGAGGUGAGGAGAUCAUAUCAGGAGCUCAACGUAUCCAUACCCCAGAAUUAUUGGAGCAACGUGCGAGGGAGCACGGGAUUGAUGUAAAGACAAUAUCCACAUACAUCGAUUCAUUCAGGUAUGGUGCGCCUCCACACGGUGGAUUCGGAGCGGGGUUGGAGCGAGUGGUCAUGCUUUUCUGUGGACUGAACAACAUCCGGAAAACAUCGCUCUUCCCUCGCGACCCUCAAAGGCUUGCACCCUAAUAUCUUUUCAACUCAACUUUUUCUCAUGAAGCUUUUUGAGAGUUUAGAUUUUUACUUGUUGCCUUAUUCUUGUCCUUUAGUAUAAGUGAAUCUUGAUUUUAAUUGUCUGAUCCUUAUGUUACAUACACCUUGUCGAGUAACUAAGUCUUUC